Porites evermanni is the source of this 1089-nucleotide messenger RNA. The record is from the annotation of a GenBank genome assembly. Lineage: Eukaryota; Metazoa; Cnidaria; Anthozoa; Scleractinia; Poritidae.
AUGUCAGCCCUCGCACUUUCUAAUGUCUUGCUGUCAAUAAGCGGGAUAGGGACUGGAGUGGGUUUUACUUUAGCCGAAGGUAAUCUGAUGGAUGAGAUGCAACGUAAAUUAGAGAAAGUAAAAAAAGAUGUGGAAGACGCUGGCAAGCUUUACGAUCACGUUUAUUAUUUGGUCUGUGCCAAUCUUGAUCGCCUGAAGAAGUCCAUCGACAGAUUACCGACUGACUUUGUAAAGAAGAUAGAGAGAAUCAUCGAAGCUGACCUGGACAGUUCUUUAGCCGAAAAAGCCCUUGCUGUCGUGGGUAAAGCUGUAGGGUACACCAGUGCUGCUGUUGGACUUGGUGUGGGAAUUCUUGGACUGGCGCUUUGCUGGAAGAACAAAUCUGGGGUUCAACCAAAAAGAGAGCCAAGUGCAUUUCAAGACAUCGAGGUACCUCCACUUGCACCAACACAAGUGACGGAAUCAACACGGCCAACAGCAACAGAAGAACCUAGUUCAGUCUCAACGCUCACGAAGCUUGACAAAUGGGGAAAAGGUUUGAGCAUCGCCGCGACAGUGUUUGGUUUAGCAGGUCUCGCCACGACUAUUGGGUUAGGAGUAUGGGACAUCAAAAAGUUAAACAAAGCAAUAGCUGACCUCGACGAAAAGCAAAACCAAAUUUCAAAGUUCCAGAGGGGCAUGGAAGAAGUUUUGGACGAGGUUAUUACUGCUGCAGGGCUUCCAGCAAAGAGCUAUGACGAUCUUAAAAAACUGGCUGCUACCUGGAAAAAGAUCUCUGUUCAAUUCGAAAGCUAUUCAACGAGAAUGGAUUAUGCAAUCGAAGGAUAUUUCAUGGGAAAAGCCCUUGAUGAUGUAAAAGAAAGAGUACUAAAGCAUACUGACCCGAGCGACAAGCCAUUUCCAGACGAUGCCUACCCACUGGCAAAGGUCUUAGCAGAUAACAUCCGCUACCUCUUCGAAAAUGGCAAGACAGACAAGGAAGUUAUUAAUUUCUUUGCGACUGAGAAUCCAAAGGAGGGUCUGAGAUUUUUGUUCGGUGGAUACUUCAUUGGCUCUCUGCGGGAUGUCUAUGAUAUGCAAAAACAGUAA